Chironomus riparius is the source of this 474-nucleotide messenger RNA. NCBI's taxonomy places the organism in Eukaryota, Metazoa, Arthropoda, Insecta, Diptera, Chironomidae. The record is from the annotation of a GenBank genome assembly.
AUGGCUACAGAAGACACAAAAACAGCUGAUACAAGCGAUGACAAAAGACAAUCUCUUGGGAAUAGCAAAUCACGAUACUUGGAUAACAUCCUUCCGAUGGCAAGAAUCAAGAAAAUCAUGAAGAUGGAUCCAAAUAUAACAGAUAAUAUAGCUAAUGAAGCUAAUUAUAUGAUAUGUACAGCAACAGAGUAUUUCAUACGAUAUUUGUCUAGGGAAGCAUACAAUCUUGAUAAAAAGGCACUCUCAUAUCAAUCACUAGCACAGUACGUACAGGAUGAAGAGAAAUUAGACUUCUUGCAUCAGAUCAUUCCAAACAAAAUAACAGUAAGGCAGUACAAAAAAAUCUUAAAAGAAAAUAAAGACAAAGUUUUCGACAGUGGAUCUGAUGUAAGCAGCAGUUCCGAAGAAGAAGCAGAGGAGGAACAGGAAGACGAGGAAAUGUCAGGCGAAGAAGAAUCUGAGGACGAAAAAUAA